Messenger RNA from Bipolaris sorokiniana ND90Pr, 804 nucleotides. RefSeq lists its product as uncharacterized. The transcript is spliced from 2 exons. The record is from RefSeq and is a predicted model, not a curated record. Bases 22 to 366 code for a protein of 114 amino acids. Lineage: Eukaryota; Fungi; Ascomycota; Dothideomycetes; Pleosporales; Pleosporaceae.
ACCUUCGCAGUUAGUAUUUGAAUGCUAUUGCAGAAUCUAGUUUGCGCUCUUCCUUUUGGCACGAUGGCAACAAAUUCUACCAAGUGUCAUUUUCAGUUCCAGGCUAUGUCUGGCUUCUUCAUCGACUUCGUCGAAAAAGCCAAACGCGACGCUUCUUUUCGUGCCACAACCUUACCCAAACUUGGUCUGAUUGAGAGGACUUACGAAAGAGAUAAAGACAAAGUUUGUAGCGAAGAUUUAAAGAUGGAUAGAAAGCCCUGGGAGCAUUUCCGGGACUACAUCAAAUAUUUGAAUAGCCAAGAAGUGACCUUUACCAAAUAUGUACUAAGUCUUGUACCUUACAAGACAUGGACUAGGCUUUCAUAACUCAUUCGAAUCAGAAGUGGCGCGAAACGCCUGGAAUGUGAGUUGUUGUUUGCACGUAUAGCUAUUGCCUGGCACGUUGUACUCCAGUCCUCUCGCUCGCUGUCUAAAAACUACCCGUCUCGCUUUCGAGAAGAAACUCGAAGAACAAGGAGUAAAGUUUCGGCCGAUCGUCAAGGAGUCUCUGCAAGAAGUUAUUACCGAUCAUACUUGCGAUAGGAGUACCCAAAGUUGGAUUAAGAGAAUUGUCCUGACUACUUCAUUGGGCCAAAUUUCUCCGAGAAGGAUGAUCUUUGGACAGGGGGACGCUGGGAGACUAGGGGUGAACAUAUGGCAAGGAAGCAAUCAGUAUUGGAGAAUAUCUUCUCAAUAGACAAAAAUCCUUUUAUAGAACUUACAGUGCACUCCUACGCUAUCUCUGCCAUCUUGAGAGUAGUAGGA